Clonostachys rhizophaga is the source of this 1584-nucleotide messenger RNA. NCBI's taxonomy places the organism in Eukaryota, Fungi, Ascomycota, Sordariomycetes, Hypocreales, Bionectriaceae. The record is from the annotation of a GenBank genome assembly.
AUGGGUAUCUUUUCUGGAAAAAAGGAGGCCGAGCUGGCCGUCGGCAAAGACCUUGCCCAGGUCCUGCCCGAAAAUCCCAAGCCAUGGUACUUGACAUGGCAUAUCGUCAAACUGAACCUAUGCCUUCUGGUUCCCUUGAUAUCUUCGGCGUCGGUCGGAUACGAUGGAUCGAUGAUGAACGGGCUGCAAACUCUACCUCAAUGGCGACAAUACUUCGGGAAUCCAGAGGGAGCAUUGCUUGGCUUGAUGAACUCCGUAUAUCCUUUGGGAAAGGUGGUUUCCAUGUUCGUGGUCUCGUAUCUGUGCGAUCGAUGGGGGCGAAAGCUCCCAAUCAUGAUUGGCCUCGUCACUUGCAUUGCCUUCGCGAUUCUGCAGGGUCUCUCGAACAAUCUUCACAGUUUCAUCAUUGCGCGCGCUUUUCUGGGCUUCUUUACAAGUUUUCUUUCCCAGCCAAGUCCCAUCAUCGUGGCUGAGCUUGCAUACCCGACACAGCGAGGAAAGAUCACCGCACUUUAUAAUACCUUCUUCUACUUCGGUGCCAUCUUUGCUGCAUGGUGUACAUUUGGAACAUUCAAGAUUGAAUCAACAUGGAGUUGGAGAAUCCCCUCCCUUUUGCAAGGAGCUAUCCCAUUCUGCCAGCUUCUAGGAGUGUUCUUCCUCCCCGAGUCCCCAAGGUGGCUUGUUUCACGCGGUCGCAAAGAAGAAGCUCGAAAGAUUCUCACCGAAUACCACGGCGGCGGCGACGUCAACUCACCAUUGGUCGACUUCGAAAUGCGAGAAAUUGAAAAGGUCAUUGUAGAAGAGGCUGAAACUCUGUCCGGGGUUUCAUGGAUCGAGCUCGUCCGCACACCUGCCAACAGGAAACGAACCCUCAUUGCCGUUAUCGUUGGAUGGUUUGCCCAGUGGAAUGGAGUCGGAGUUGUGUCAUAUUACUUGACCCUUGUGCUCAACACCAUUGGUAUCACGAGCGUCAAGGACCAGACUCUCAUCAACGGCUUAUUGCAAAUCUUCAACUGGCUCGUGGCCACGUUCCUCGGAGCACUUAUGGUGGAUCGUCUUGGUCGCCGUUCCUUGUUCCUUCUUUCUACCGCCGGCAUGUUGGUGGCCUAUGUCAUCUGGACGGGUCUUACGGCGCACUUCGUUCAGUCUCACAGCGAGGCUACGGGGCGCGCGGUCGUUGCCUUCAUCUUCAUCUACUAUCUCUUUUACGAUAUCGCCUGGAGUCCGCUGCUCCAAGCCUACUCGGUUGAAAUCUUCCCUUACACGUUGCGAGCGCGGGGACUGUCUGCGACAUAUGUUGCUUCUUUCGUCGGUCUAAUUGUGGGCAAUCAGGUUAACCCUAUCGCGAUGAAGGCAAUCGCGUGGAAGUACUACAUUGUCUUCUGCUGCAUCCUUGCGGUUUUGAUUGUCGUCAUCUAUUUCCUGUUCCCGGAGACAAAGGGGCACACUCUUGAGGAAAUCAGAGAGAUCUUUGAGGGCAAGUCCGAGAAUGAUGACAAGCUGGGUAGGGUUGAAUCCGCAGUUGAUGAGGACCAGCGUGGACAAAAGAAGGGGACCGUCAAGCAGGUUGAGAUCGCGCCAUGA